AUGUGGAAGGGACUAGCUCUCUGUUUCUGUGCAGUCAUGGCCUGCAUCUCUGGAGGUUUGGCAGCACCAACCAAAGCAGACAGCUCCCACCAUCGCGGGAAGCGAGCCGUGAAGGCCGCUGUAGCCAAAUUCGCUAAAGACGCCGCCCUGGACAUCGGCCAAAAGGUGGUGGACAAGCUCGGGGACAGGAUCGCGGAGGCGGUCGUGGAGAACCACCGGGAGAAGGUGGUGUCGGGGCUGGAGAGCUACUUCUCCGGGCAGUUUGACAAGGCAGACGAGGCGUUUGAUGAAGUGCUAGCCCGCGGCGGAGACCUGCUCUCCGGUGUGGGUGGAAAUGUGAAGCAGAGCAAGACCGUCGAUGAUGAAGGCAGCGAUGACGCUAUUACCCCGAUGUUCUACCCCAUGGGUCUGGGGUCUGUAUUGAUGAACAGCUGCUUCGAGAGCAAAAAUUCAUCGGAAGAUCCGUGCAGCGAAGCUGCGGUGCCCAUAGCGCCCUGCGCCAAUGUCAUUGACGGAGCGACUUUCCUGGGUGUUGGGUUUGACGGACGUGGUGAAUACUCCACCGACUCCAGGAAGAAGAGCCUCAUCCAGCGAGCCUGUAAUAGUCUACAGGGAUACAAGGAGUACCACGUGCCUGAUCAGAUGACCGUGCAAGGCAUAUACGACACCGACGUGGAGACCUACUCCUUUAGCUCCAUGGAGGAGUACCGAGCUUACCUGGAGGACAAGUCUGCCGUGACGUCUGCUACCGCCAUGUUCCAACAGGAGAUGAACAAGGUUCAGGGACAUCUAGCCGUAAGCCCCAUCUUCGGACUUGUGGGUUCAGUCGGAGCAGGGUUCAGCGCCCAAUGGGGGAGCGACAGGGAGACUUCAGUUUUCGCAGCCCACUCAGCUGCUGCUCAACAACUUGCUGAGCGUUCCACCCAAACGUUCGUAGCCAUGCUGGAGCUUAACGUGUUCAGGUAUGAAAUCUUCCUUGACUUCGUCAUACCUGAAGACUUGAACCUGGGCCUCCUGAGGGAUUUCGUGGCUCUGCCUUCGACCUACUUCGCCAUAGGAGCAGAGAGGGAGUUCCAGGACUUCAUCCUACGCUGGGGAACACAUUAUACCACUUCUGCCAAGUUCGGUGGACAGUUAAAAGUCAUUAAGGUUUUUGAAGCCUCCGAUGAAGACCAACAAACCGCUUUCGCCCAGGCUUCCCAGGCUGACUUCAAACAGCUCUUCAGUACCUACUCGUCGUGGCAGACACAAAUCAAGUCCAGCAGCUUUUGGCACGAUCAGGAGCUCAAGUCUGAUAGUGAGCGUUCUUCGGGCAGCGCAGUUGAGAACACGGCCGAACAGGAGUCUGCACAAGAACACGCGGCCAGGAAUUCUGUGGACUACAGCAACGAGAUGAUGAUCGUGCAGGGAGGAAACCAGAGGAUUGCAACCGCCAUCACCGAGUUCUACACCACGUCUUUCGGAUCCGAGCUCAGAGCGUGGCUGGACUCCAUAGAGGACUACCCGAAAGCUUUUGAGUUCACUCUGGAGCUGAUCACGGAUCUCUUCGACAUGAAUUUUGACACGCUCUUCCCCCAUGGUAUUCGGGACUACGGCUGCUUCGGAAGUAAGGACCUUAGUGUGGACGACAAGGGUCGGAAGUACUACGUAGAAGACUCUGAGGACCCCAACACUUCACAGCAUCACGCAAACAUCCGUUACUGCAACUUUGACACGCAGGAAAAGUUCACGGAGAGCGUGACCAACCGCCGUUUGGCUCUGGAGCGUGCAAUCGCCGUGUAUCUGGUUGAGGGUCGACUUAUCAGUGCUGACUUCUCCCUCCCUGCCGGGGAGCCUGGGUGUGAAACCUCGGAACUGGCACUCCUUCAUGACUCCAACGUCGGAGCCCCGAGCUGGCAGGACAUGAUCAGCGGAGGAGAGUUCAACGUCCUCUUCGACCUCCCUGUGGACAUCCCCAACUUCCUGGUGGCCAGGUCCUCAGUCCGUCUGAAGUACGCGAAGCACAGGUGGUUGACCAUGAGGGACGGCUUCCACCCGCACACGUACGACGGACACAGAAAUGGCAACAGUGGGGACGUCACAAGGAACAAGGUUAGCGUAGGAGGUCUGGUCAUGACGUACGACGAGGAUACAGGAUUGUUCACCGUGACUCCAGAAGACUUCGAGGCGUCCGCACAGGCUAUUCAGGACCUGCCUGACUGGAUGAACGGCCUGCCUGUGGCCAGGGCAGAGCACAAAUCGCUACUGCGGCACCUUAGUGAUUCCAAUGCUUUGUCGACUGGAGAUAUACCGUGUAACCUGAGGUGGUCCAACGCCCACCGUAUCGACCCGACCGACGGCGGAAAGUGCAUCCACUUCACGGCGGCAUCAGAGGGAGACAUCUUCGUGGUGUUCGCCGGAAUUCCUCGCGAUCAUGAGACCUGGCUGACCGUAGAGAUCUCUCCAGACGGCGUGGCUAUGUAUAGAUCCCUGCGUCUGGUGACCAGCCAGCUCGAACGUGCGGCGAAGGGCCUGGGAACAGCCACUCUGUACCAGUCUUACUUCGUCUGCAUCACUGAGGACAUCACGGCAGGAACUACAACUGUGCAGUACGGCAAGAUACAAGACAAUGAGGAGCGGAUUCGCAUCUGGAUGGAUCACCAGUUCGACGAGGUCCUCUCUCUGUAUUACUACGCGUUCGGGAGCGGCGCCCAUGAGGUGAAGAUCAUGCGCGUGUCUCAGUCCGACGUGCCCGGAGAUGACUUCAUCAUCUGCGGCACUGGAAUGGAGAAAUCCGAGGGGAGAUGUGUGCCUAGGGCUUAAUGAGCCCCUCCACCUGCUGCGGAAUGGAUCAUUGUUUGCUGACUUUUUGGACACUCAUAUUGUGCACGUGUGACAGAAUAUUACCUUUAAAACCUAGACGACAGCUCAGUUUCUUUAGAUCAAGAAGUAAUGAAAAAGGUAAUGUUCUCACCGGUAUUUUGAAAGAACAUAUCUAUUUGUUCUAAAUUGCUAACAGAUAAUCAAAUGUCAAAAAUUAGAUAUACAGACAUUAUAAAGAUGAAAUCAUGCUAACUUGAACAUGAGAACUGACCAAAGUUAACAAUGUAGCUAGUGAUAUUUAGUAGCCAAGAUUCACUUCCUCACUAGUUUGCGACAUGGUACCUACAUGUAUUAGUCUUUAAAAAGAGCACCGUUUUCCUUCAUGAUAAAGAAACCAUUAUCUAAUCAUUAUUAUUCUUAAGAUGCUAAUAUGUUACACCUAAGGAUUAUAUUUAUUCAAGAUAUGCCGAUCCCAUGUAUACUAGAAUGGUUUUAAUGACCAAAACUGUCUACAUUUAUGACCAAAUGAACUAGUCUAGGGCACAGCAAUAAAAAAAUAACCAUUUUCUUCGACUUCAUAAAAAAGCAUCUUAGCGAAAAACUUUUAAGAUCAAAUAUAGCCAGCCUCCAACUACCCCAGGAGGUAAGGUACAUGUUUGUAGUUGGUGGAUAUAUAUAAGUAUCCCCAGACAUAGUCAAAAAUUGUGUUAUUUUACGGUCACUUUAU
Messenger RNA from Branchiostoma belcheri (Belcher's lancelet), 3529 nucleotides. RefSeq lists its product as uncharacterized. NCBI's taxonomy places the organism in Eukaryota, Metazoa, Chordata, Leptocardii, Amphioxiformes, Branchiostomatidae. The coding region runs from base 1 to 2802 and encodes 933 amino acids. The record is from RefSeq and is a predicted model, not a curated record. The transcript is spliced from 18 exons.